AUUAUAAAAAUGUUAUUUUUAAUAUUGUUCAUGAUAAGUAUUGUGUUUUACUUAAUAAAUAAACAACGUUCAAGGAAAAAGGAGCCCCCUGUACUUCAAGGUGCCUUGCCUUUAAUAGGCCAUGCGCAUUUAUUAAUUGGUGAUAGUAACCAUUAUUGGAAGAUGGUUAUGAAAUGGUCCAAAGAGUGCUUGACAAAGGGCAGUUGUUCUAUAUUUUAUAUAUGCAGUCGUAAAUAUUAUGUUCUUACAGAUCCAGACGACUGUCUCACAGUGGCUAAUGCUUGUUUGGAAAAAGACAUUCUGUAUGGAAGUGCCAGAGCUUGUUUUGGGAAUGGGUUAGUCACCGCAACUGCCAACGUUUGGAAAGAUCAAAGAAAGUUACUCAAUCCAAAAUUUAAUCUCAACUAUCUGCACAGCUUUUUGGACGUAUUCAAUAAACAAGCGAAGAUUUUAGUAAAAGAAUUCGAAUGUCAUAUAGACAAAGGAGAAUUCGAUCAUGGAUCUUUAAUACGACAAAACGAAAUGAAAACUAUUUGUCUCACAUCACUCGGAUUGGACUUUAGUCAAGACAAAGAUACGUUACUAGAAUAUGCUAACGCUUUCGAUAAUAUAUUAAAUUGUUUUACGGAACAUUUACAAAAGUUUUGGCUUCAAAUAAAGUUUUUAUGGCAUCGAAGUACUUUGAAAAUGAAACGAGACAAGCAUCGUGCUGUUAUGUACAGAAUUACUGAUACUAUUAUAAAGAAAAGAAAAGCAGACCAUCUUAAUAAGUUGAUUACUGGAGAUGUAGAUGAAGGUGAAAAUUUUAAACCAUUUCUAGACGUUUUAUUCGAGCUUAAGAAGACAGUUGGUGAUGACGUAAUGACUGACAAGUUAAUUAGGGAUCAAGUUACUACGCUUAUAAUGGCUGGUCAUGACACUGUCUCACAUGUUUUACAGUUAACUUUAAUUCUAAUUGGCUCUUAUUCCGGAGUUCAAGAUAAAAUUUAUGCCGAGCUUCAACAAGUGUUUGAAAAUUCUGAUAGAGAUGUUGAUAAGGAUGAUUUAACAAAAUUAAUUUAUUUAGAGGCGGUAUUAAAAGAGUCGAUGCGGCUUUAUAGUAUCGUACCUAUUGUGAGCCGCCAUUUACAUCAAGAUGUAAGACUUAAACACUAUACACUCCGGAGAGGUCACUCUUGUGUCCUAAACUUAGUGAGUGUCCACCGUCACCCGAUGUGGGGUCCUGAUGCCGAAGAAUUUAAGCCUGAGCGGUGGCUCAAUCCUAACACGUUGCCUAGCAACCCAAACGCAUUCAUAGCCUUCAGUCUUGGAAAAAGAAAUUGCAUUGGACGGACUUACUCUAUGAUAUCAAUGAAGACCACGCUUGCGCAUAUUCUUCGCAAAUAUAGCAUUAAUGCAGACCAUAAGAAAAUGCAAUUAAAAUUGGAAUGUCUUAUGAAACCUUUCGCUGGACAUCAUAUAAUAAUAGAGCGACGUAAAAAAUAAAUCUUAUUUCUUACUGUAAUAAUAUAGUUAUUUGAUUUUUUUAUAAUUUUAUGCAAAUAAUAAAUAGUCAGAUAAAUCUGUGGCAGAAAAUUAUUACUAAAAAACUUCUAGCUAUGGACAGGACUCUCUCUUAUCCAGUAUCGAAAGUUAAGAAUAUGAAAAUAUCUUUUUGUAAAACAAAAUCAACAGGGGGCUUGAAAACAUGAUUCAACAUACAUCACUGAGAGGCUCGGAGCUUACCCUAAAUUAGGGGUGACUAGGUCAUAGUCAACCAUGCUGGCCCAGCGCGAGUUGACUUUACAUAUAUUUUUGUAUUUCUUCUCGGAUAUGUGCAGCAUCCCGACGUUUUCCUUCACCGUAAGAACUAGAUAUAAGUACAUAUGUAAAUCGAAAAUUGAAAGACACAUUGUUACAUGGCGGGAUUCGAACCCCGGACCUGCAGAUUGCAAGUCAACAACACCGACGCUCUCGGAAAACAUGAUUGUCGCAUUUAAUCAUAUUUUCCAAUAAUAUACCACAGAUGAUAAGGGUUUUUUUUAAUUUUUCAUAAAUGAAACCUUUUAUAAAAACAUUGAUAAAAAUCAAAAUUGAAAUUUUUGGGUGUCUGACUGGCCGCCGUCGCCGUGGGUUUAAGAAAAAGGAAGGAGGAUAAAGAACGUAAUACAAGUAAAACAUUAAUAAAAACAAAAAAAAGGGGGAAUUUCCUUAAAAAAACACAAAGAUAACAUGUUUUUAUUCAAUUAAAGUCAACGUUAAAAAUAUUAGCAUUUUGCAAGUGAGGUUAUAAAAAUUAAAACGAUAAAAACUUGAAUCAUGAAAACACAUUU
This is a messenger RNA of Papilio xuthus (Asian swallowtail), 2312 nucleotides long. Its product is annotated as cytochrome P450 4V2. Lineage: Eukaryota; Metazoa; Arthropoda; Insecta; Lepidoptera; Papilionidae. The coding region runs from base 10 to 1485 and encodes 491 amino acids. Gene Ontology annotation, molecular function: monooxygenase activity; heme binding; oxidoreductase activity, acting on paired donors, with incorporation or reduction of molecular oxygen. The transcript has 11 exons. The record is from RefSeq and is a predicted model, not a curated record.